UGUCGCCGCAGCCUCGCGCCUGCUUCUUUCUGUUGGUAGAGUCGCGGCGGCUCGCGGGCACGGGGGGUCGAGGAUGCGCGCUGUAAAACCCACCGCUCGCUUGGAAUCGCUCGAGCACCAGCAUCAGUGCCAGCAUCAGCACCACCAACAUCAUCAGCAGCAUCAGCAUCACCACCAGCGGCGGCAGCAGCAGCAGCAGCAGCAGGACUCCUCAGCGGUGGGGGGGAACACGACGCGGGGUAGAAGCAGCGGCAGAGGCAGGGGUACCGGCAGCGGCGGACCAACACGUCGAUGACCAUAGCGGCGUCGGUGGCGGAGGAGCCCCCACGGUGGAGUCGGCCCGUGCUGCUGCUGCAGCUGCUGCUGCUGGUGGUGCCGCCGUGCGCGCCCGAAAUAUGACCAGCGGCGCUCGCGAGGCUCGACAGGAUCAUCGGCAGCGAGACGACGACGGCUCCAACCCGUGCACGCGCUGCUGGCGCUGGUGCUGGUACUGGUGCUGCUGGUACUGGUGGUGGUGGUGGUGCUGCUGCGCACGCGGUCGGAGCUCCAGCUCCAAUAAGGACAAUAACGACAGUAACAACAACGACAGCGAGGAGGAGGAGGACAACAACGACGCGCAGCCGAUUUCCACCGACUGUCAGAGGGCCUGGCGAUGGCGAUGGCGCCGGUCACUGGCCUCUUUCCUCUUCCUCACCGGGCUGCUCUCUGAGCGCCUGGGGCCGGCGUGCGCAAGCUUGGGAACGGACAUCAUGGACUCUGGAACGGGAACGGAGACGGGAUCGGGGAUGGGAACGGGAACAGGAACGGGCCACGAGCCCUGCAGCCUCAGGAGUAACGAAGAUGUUAUUUUUAUAGCGAACUGCUCCACUGAGAACUGCCUCACUUUCGUGGACGCCGACCACCUGUGCAAGGGUCUUUGGGGAGCUCUAGUCGGAGCCGGAGCUAGAGUUGGAGCUGAAGGUGGAGCUGAAGGUGGAGAGGGCGAGUGGAGCGCGCUCGCGGCCCGCCUGCGCCUCUCCUUCUGCGACUCGUACUCCCUCAUGGAUCUGCUGGAGGGCAGGUCGAGGCCGGACCUCCUGAACUGCAGCGUGGACGCCAUGCGCGCCGGCGACUUGGACCGCUGCAGCACGUGCGUGCAGGCGUACCAGAGCUACGACGUGCACGCGCAGGAAAAAUACGAGGAGUUUGAGCUCAUGACGGAGCGAUACGUAACGGAUGCCUACUCAGUAAGGACGUGCAUGGAGGAGUGCAAGAUUGUAUACAAGCCUUGGCUCUGUGCUCAGUUCUUCCAGAGCAAUCAGUCCAACUGUAGCCGCAAGGUCCCCUGUGAGCAGUACUGUCUCGAGGUCCAGCAGCGAUGUCCGUUCAUAUUGCCUGACAAUGACGAUCUUAUACACGGAGGCACUCCCAGUUUUAUAUGUACAGGGCUUUUGGAGACGGGGAACGCUGAGCAGGAGCCACAGUGCUGUGACGUACGGUGGGACCUGAAAUCCAGCAAUCGUUCGCGUGGCACUUUCAAAAGGACUCACCCCUCGUGCCAGCAUGGCUCCUCCGCCGCCACCACCGGUGCCGCGGCCUCCUCGGGGGCACCGCGACUGGGACAGGGCAGGCUCAAGCUCUGUCUGCUGGUCCUGGUCCUUCUCCACACGGUGGCCACCAUGACGGCAAGCCAGAACUCCACCUGCCUGGCUGGGAUCUUCCCUUUGGAAGACAACAACACCCCGAGGGAGGAGUGAUUCGGACCACGGUGGUUGGGAGGGCUAGCGCUAGUGAAUUAGCAUGCUCCAAAACCCAUCUCCCGCCAGAAAAGGAGGAGACACGCCCUCCUCUGGUGAGGAGCCAGCAGCGAGGACAUACUGGGUCGGAAUGGGGCACGCCGGGCGGUGGAAGUUCACGCCCAGCCAGCCCCCAGCUGCGCUUUACAUGUUCAGUGCUCUUUAGGCCCCAGCAUCGAUGGAGGAACAACAGGACGGAGGAGAAGAAGCGCAAGACGAGAAAGAGAGAAGAUGAGAAGACGAGCAGGAGCUGGUCCAGGCCAUGUCCUACCGAAGACGUCACACUGUUCUGGGACACCCACGUUCUGAAAACCACAUACAAACAAACACAUAUAUGUUUUUAUUUCACGUACUUUGCACUAGGAGAUGAUCUGACUUUUUUUUAUUUUGAGCUUCAGCUGACUAAACAUGUUUCUUCUCUGCACACUUCACUCGCUUCAGAUCAAAAAUGGAAAAUUACAAAAGGGGAGAAAAGUGCAGAAGUUCUAUGUAUCUACGUCUCGGUCGCGGUUCUCUAUGUUUGUGCCCCGUUCUCUUCUAUAUUUUGAGAGCUAGCAUGAUUAGCUUCUCUCCUCGCUGCUACCAUAGCCGCUAAGAAACGAAUGGCUGGCUGGUCGUGAGCCCAGUUAUCCUCAGUACUUGUUACUCGUUACUUGUUACCUCCUUUCUUGCUUUCUCAGACAUGUUCUGACCUUGCCUUCCGGCCAAAAUGAAAUCGUCAUCGAUGUAGGCAGGGAAAUACGUCAACAGAGCCUCAAAACAGCAAACUGAGCAGACCGGUAGCAUGUGCUAUUGGUAAGAUAUGGUUAAUCAAAUGGGGGCCUCAAACUACAAAUGAUAUUGCCUGUAACACUUUCAUACUCGUCGUUGUUUUUUGUAGUUCUAACAUUCAGCCUCGCUUUAGAUUUGCAGUUUUUUGGUGGAUUCCAUUACAUCCCUGUUUCUUGUCAUUUCAUGACAUCAAGACAGAGAGAGAUGAAGGUACCAGUGGAGCACUGAUGACACCUACUGGCAGGACCCAAAUUCCCUGAUUACUCAGUUUAGAAUGUGUAGAUUUAAAGGAGAGAAAAAGCAAUCGUAGAGUCCCAAAAUAUAAUCAGUCUGAAGUCAUUCAGAGUGAUUUGGUGUGAAAUAGUCUACAUGUUUUAGGGAAACAUACCAAUUCAGAAUUCAGCAGGUUCCACUGUUUCGUGUUCACAGCGUGUUUAAAUCUGAGAAAAGUACAUGCAGAUUACAUAGAAUUACAUUGGCUCACAUGACGAAGCAAUUUUUUUACUAUAACAUUUUAUAUUUUAUCCAUUUUAUUUUGUAAUCUCAAUUAGAUCCAUCAAAGUAAUUACACAAUCUGCUUAUCGUACAAUAUCUGUACAAGCAUGGAAGGCCAUUAACAAGUCUUAAAAAACAGUUUUAUUUUAUGUUUUAUUUUAGAUUUUAGAUUUGAAUUCCAAUGUCAGACACCACCUUAUAAUUAAAAGUACAUAUCUUUAAAGGGAUUAUUUUGCCUUUCAACAGCACAAAAUCAUCAUUAAUCCAUGGGUUUCACUGCCUUUAAAACGAUUAAAAUAAAGUUCAACUAAACAAUGAAAUAUCAGGAGUAGGUUUUGCCUUAUUUACUUUAAGUAACAGAAAGAUAUUCUUACAACAGUAGGUUAUUCACUAAAUAAAUAAAAAUAAAAAGCAAAAUGUAAAAUUCCAACUACAUUUUGACUUAAUUUAUGUCUUAAUAGCUAAUUUGAAGUCAGUU
Messenger RNA from Astyanax mexicanus (Mexican tetra), 3519 nucleotides. RefSeq names its product NALCN channel auxiliary factor 1a (gene nalf1a). The record is from RefSeq and is a predicted model, not a curated record. Lineage: Eukaryota; Metazoa; Chordata; Actinopteri; Characiformes; Acestrorhamphidae. Gene Ontology annotation, cellular component: plasma membrane. The transcript has 3 exons. Gene Ontology annotation, molecular function: stretch-activated, monoatomic cation-selective, calcium channel activity. The coding region runs from base 396 to 1736 and encodes 446 amino acids. Gene Ontology annotation, biological process: calcium ion import across plasma membrane.